Molecule: messenger RNA, 3234 nt
Organism: Procambarus clarkii (red swamp crayfish)
Lineage: Eukaryota; Metazoa; Arthropoda; Malacostraca; Decapoda; Cambaridae
Product: spidroin-1
Source: RefSeq, a predicted model, not a curated record
UGGUGUAGCGAGGGCGGGAGGGAGGGCUUGUCACCAGUGUGGCGCCUGAGGCACCAGCAGCCAGGACGUCACUCGCCAGCUCUACAACACACAAGUCCCCCCUCAAGCACAGCAGCUAUGAGUGCGUCGGCUCCUCCAUCCUCGCCAGCGAGGGCGCCCCGCCUAGUGCUGGUGUUGGUGGCGUGGGCGUGCGUGUGGGGCGGCGUGGUGGGCGUGGGGUGGGAGGCGUGUGAAGGUCCCGUGUGUUUGGAGGUGAGACGACAAGCUGAGGGCCUCGCAAGACUCAAGUUCCUCAGGAAUUACAUUAAUCAGACGGUGAACAUGAUGAACACGCUGGUGAGCACUCUGGAGGAGGAGCUGGUCAAGACCGGCGAGGGGCUGGCGCAGUUCAUUGGCCCGCGGUGCCCGGCCGCUCACCCACUCCUGCUCGAGGUCACUAAGCCCGCGGACACCAGCAAUCCCGCCCUCGCUGACCAGGACAACGUCAUCACUGACAGCGACGAGGACUACGACCCACACAGCAGUCCCCCUCCAUCAGAGAGAGAGAGGCUGGAUGCUGCUGGGUCCGAGUCGCAGUACUGGCAAGCCGCCGGUUCCUCCUCUCACACCAACUUGCAAGGGUCAGGAGGCGGGUCUGGGAAAACUCUCACUGGACAAAAAGUCACAAGCAGCGGUAUUAAAACUGACAAAAGCAGCAGCAGCAGCACUAGCACCAGCACCACCAGCAGCAGCAGAGUAACCAGCAGCAGCAGCAGCAGCGUCGACAGUGGCCCGGCGACUACAAACAAAUUUAAUACCAUCGGUGGCCAGGAGCCCAGCAGGCCAUCUCACAAGACGACCGCCGCCAGUCAUAUCAGUGUGUCCGUGGCGCCCAGCAGUCAAGAAGAAGACAGCAGUGAGGACACCCAGGACAUCUUGGGCCUCGGUGGGGUUGGCCAUGAGAACUUGGGCCACAGUGGAUCUGACCGGGGCAACUUGGGCCACGGUGGAUCUGACCGGGGCAACUUGGGCCACGGUGGAUCUGACCGGGGCAACUUGGGCCCCAGUGGGGCUGGACGGGGUAACUUGGGCCCCAGUGGGGCUGGACGGGGUAACUUGGGCCACGGUGGAGCUGGACGGGGACUCUUAGGGCCUGGUGGGGCUGGCCAGGACAUCUUGGGCCUGGGUCGGGCUGACCAGGGCAAUUUGGGCCCCGGUGGGGCUGGCCGAGGCAACCUGGGUCCCAGCAGGGGCAACUUAGGUCAAGGUGGGUCAGGCCGGGGCAACUUGAGACCCGGUGAUAGUAGUGGAGCUAAUCAGGGCAAUUGGUUUUAUGACUGGAGUAAUGAGAGUCACGGAGGUGCCAACAGGGGUCACGGUGGAGCCAACAGAGGUCACGGUGGUGCCAACAGGGGUCACGGUGAUGGCAGAGGACGGGAUAUUAGUAGUGGAGGGUCAAGGUCUUGCCGCAGUGUGGCCCGGGGCAGUCCCCACUGGGUGCCGGGGCUGGACCAGUGGUGUGUCACUAGCUGCGCUGCCGGCUACUGUCCACCCUCUCAUUGUGUUUGCUAGUACCCCUGUAACGGACACUGCCCCAGGGAACUGUUCCACUAACUACCCCAGGGAACUGUUCCACUAACUGCCCCAGGGAACUGUUCCACUAACUGCCCCAGGGAACUGUUCCACUAACUGCCCCAGGGAACUGUUCCACUAACUGCCCCAGGGAACUGUUCCACUAACUGCCCCAGGGAACUGUUCCACUAACUGCCCCAGGGAAUUGUUCCACUAACUGCCCCAGGGAACUGUUCCACUAACUGCCCCAGGGAACUGUUCCACUAACUGCGCCAGGGAACUGUUCCACUAACUUCCCCAGGGAACUGUUCCACUAACUUCCCCAAUGUAACUUUUCUACUAACUGUUCCACUAACUGUCCCAGUGAACUGUUCCAGUAACUUCCCCAGGGAACUGUUCCACUAACUGUUCCACUAACUGUCCCAGGGAACUGAUCCACUAACUGUUCCACUAACUGUCCCAGGGAACUGUUCCACUAACUGCCCCAGGGAACUGUUCCACUAACUGCCCCAGGGAACAGUUCCACUAACUGUCCCAGGGAACUGUUCCACUAACUGCCUCAGGGAACUGUUCCACUAACUGCCCCAGGGAACUGUUCCACUAACUGCCCCAGGGAACUGUUCCACUAACUGCCCCAGGGAACUGUUCCACUAACUGUCCCAGGGAACUGUUCCACUAACUGCCCCAGGGAACUGUUCCACUAACUAACUGCCCCAGGGAACUGUUCCACUAACUGCCCCAGGGAACUGUUCCACUAACUGCCCCAGGGAACUGUUCCACUAACUAACUGCCCCAGGGUACUGUUCCACUAACUGCCCCAGGGAACUGUUCCACUAACUAACUGCCCCAGUGAACUGUUCCACUAACUGCCCCAGGGAACUGUUCCACUAACUGCCCCAGGGAACUGUUCCACUAACUAACUGCCCCAGGGAACUAUUCCACUAACUGCCCCAGGGAACUGUUCUACUAACUGCCCCAGGGAACUGUUCUACUAACUGCCCCAGGGAACUGUUCCACUAACUGCCCCAGGGAACUGUACCACUAACUGCCCCAAGGAGCUACUACUGGUUCGUGGUCUUAAAAAGUUACCAGGCCACAAUUAUCUAUUGCAAACUGCAUCUAUAAGAGUCUUAAGACAGGUUCCAGGAUAUUUUAUAUCUUGAAUAUCUGAGCUAUACAUAUAUAUUACGCUUGUUAUUUUAUAUCUGUCAUAUAGGCGUAUACUGACUUGCCGUCUUCUAAUAGUUACAGUACUUGCUUAGCUACUAAAUUUAAAAUAUUUUAUUAACUUCUAUUAUUAGUUCUUACUCAAGCUUCGGCUUGAGGAAAAGCACAGUGCCUUGAGUCAGACUGAUGCCCCUCGAGCUCUCCCUCUCCCAAGGUGUAUACCAGUAUGUAUACCCAGAUGGUUCACUCUCCCAGGGUGUAUACCAGUAUACCCUGGUGGUCCCCUCCACCACUCCACCGGGGCCUCCACUCGUCAGCACUCUCAUACUCGUAGCCCCUCAAUCUAUUAUUAUAUGUAUCCAAAUAUAAUAUAAUAUAUUGUAUUGUAAUAUGCAUUGUACACAUUGAUUAUAGAUGAUUGUCAUCUUUGAUUGGACUCGACUCCUCCAGACACACAAUUGUGACGUGCUUGAGUCUCUGGCAAUGCUCAGAUAUAAUAUUUAAAAUGAGCCAGUC